GCCACAAGAAGCCGACGCUUCACGCAUGUUUUGUAAUCAUUCGCUUGCCCGUUCUGGUGCAAAUAUUGUGUUUUAAGGCGUUUUUUUACCAAAUUUAACAGUGAAAUAUGCAUUAACAGAUCGUUGAUUCUAUUCUAAACUUAACAAAAGGUAGUGAAAAUGUUUUCGAUCUGCAAACAAACCCACGAAGCCACUGCGGUAGAGUUUUCACUCACCUGCCAUUUCUUCAACAACAAUGAAAAAUCGCUGGUUACCGGUGGGGCCAACGUUUUAAAGGUGUACCGGCUGAUACCGGACGCUGAUCCGGCCACCAGAGAUAAAUACACGACUGUUCGUCCUCCUAAUAUGAAGCUGGAAUGUAUGGCUUCGUAUACGCUUUGCGGAAAUAUGAUGUCUAUGCAGUCGGUGUCCCUGGCCGGUUCACAGCGAGAUGCUCUGCUGAUUAGCUUCCAGGAUGCAAAACUGUCGGUGGUUCAGUUUGAUGCGGAUAACUUCGAACUGAAGACACUUUCACUGCACUACUUCGAAGAGGAAGACAUUAAGGGAGGUUGGACGGGGAACUAUCAUACACCGAUUGUACGCGUCGAUCCGGAUAAUCGGUGUGCCGUUAUGUUGGUCUACGGUAGGAAACUGGUGGUGUUGCCGUUUCGCAAGGACAGCUCCUUGGAUGAGAUAGAGGUUCAAGAUGUGAAACCGAUGAAGAAAGCUCCCACACAGUUGAUUGCGAAGACUCCGAUUUUGGCGUCAUACGUGAUCGAGUUGAAGGAGUCGGAGGAGCGGAUAGAUAACGUUAUUGACAUACAGUUUCUGCAUGGGUAUUAUGAACCGACGCUGUUGAUUUUGUACGAACCGGUUAAAACUUUUCCUGGUCGAAUAGCGGUUCGUUCAGACACCUGCACCAUGGUGGCACUAUCGCUCAACAUUCAACAGCGAGUGCAUCCGGUCAUUUGGACGGUCAACAGUUUGCCUUUUGAUUGUUUGCAAGCGGUGGCCAUCAGUAAACCGAUCGGGGGCUGCCUGAUAUUGAGCGUCAAUGCGCUGAUCUAUCUUAAUCAGAGCGUACCGCCCUACGGUGUCAGCCUGAAUAGUAUAGCAGAUCAUUGCACUAACUUUCCGUUGAAACCCCAGGAUGGCGUUCGCAUUAGUUUGGAUGGAGCGCAGGUGUGUUUUAUCGAGCCGGAAAAAAUGGUACUCUCACUGAAGGGUGGUGAAUUGUACGUACUAACCUUGUGUGCGGAUUCGAUGCGAAGCGUACGCAGUUUCCACUUUAGUAAAGCAGCGGCUAGUGUACUGACAUGUUGUAUUUGCGUUGUGGAAGAGGAGUACCUGUUUCUGGGUUCCCGGCUGGGUAAUUCUCUGCUGCUACGUUUUAAGGAGAAAGAUGAAAGUAUGGUUAUCACUAUUGAAGACAACGAAGUUGUCGAGCCAAAAGAGCCCAAGCGACAGCGGCUGGAAGAGGAAGAAUUGGAAGUAUACGGCACGGGACAGAAAACAUCCGUUCAAUUGACAAGCUACAUUUUCGAAGUUUGCGAUAGCAUUUUGAAUAUUGGUCCUUGUGCCCAUAUGGCCGUAGGUGAGAGGGCCUCGGAAGAGGAACAAGACGAAAAUAAGGACAUUCAGUAUGUGCCGAGCAAGUUGGAUUUGGAGAUUGUGACAAGCAGUGGACAUGGCAAAAACGGGGCACUCUGCGUUUUACAGAAUUCGAUUAGGCCGCAGGUCAUUACAAGCUUUGGACUAUCGGGCUGUCUUGAUGUGUGGACGGUUGUGAGCGAUAAAGGGGAUGAUAUGCACACUUUCAUGAUACUCUCGCAGGAAGCCGGAACCAUGAUUCUUCAGACUGGUGAGGAGAUUAAUGAGAUCGAGAAUACGGGAUUUGCAACCAACGUACCGACUAUCCACGUGGAGAAUAUCGGAGGGAAUCGAUUUAUAGUGCAGGUGACAACUAAAUCUAUUCGUUUACUGCAGGGCACCCGCUUGUUGCAAAAUAUUCCAAUCGAUUUGGGUUGCCCACUGGCGGCAGUUUCUAUAGCCGAUCCCUACGUCUGUGUGCGGUCUUCGGAAGGCCGCGUUAUAACGUUGGCGCUGCGAGAGGGCAAAGGAACUCCCCGUUUGGCUGUCAACAAGAACACAAUUAGUACGACUCCUCCGGUGGUUUCUAUUAGUGUCUACAAAGACGUUUCCGGGAUGUUUACCACUAAGUAUGAAGAUUUCUAUGAUGUGACUAAAGGCGGUUCUUCGUCGUACUCCAGUGGAUUUGGUUACAUGAAGCCUGAGCCUCAUAUGAAAAUCGAAGACGAAGAAGAUCUGCUUUACGGCGAAACUGGUCGCUCUUUCAAAAUGACAUCAAUGGCCGAUAUGGCGAUUGAAACGAAGAAAAAGAAUCCAGACUUCUGGCGAAAAUUCAUGCAACCGGUGAAACCAACUUACUGGCUGUUUGCAGUUCGUGAUAAUGGAAAUUUGGAAAUUUAUUCCAUGCCAGAUUUGAAGCUUGUCUACUUGAUAACGAACGUCGGUAAUGGAAACAAGGUGUUGUCCGAUUCGAUGGAAUUUGUUCCAUUGGUUGGUCAGGGUGGAGCGGAUCCUGAUGUGACUGCUGGUAGUUUCACUAGUCCGUUCGGAUUCAAUGCCAAUUUGUUACCGAAGGAAAUCUUGAUGGUUUCCUUGGGUCAUUACGGCACUAGACCUAUGCUUUUCAUUCGCCUGGACAAUGAUCUGCUCGUUUAUCGUGUGUACCGGUAUUCAAAGGGUCAUCUUAAGCUACGCUUUAAGCGUCUUGCUAGCGGUGUGACGGGUCCCAUCUUUCGAGUGAGUCGUCAAACCGCCCCGACAGACCAAGAAGGUGAAAAGCAAGACGAAGAAUCUACACAAAUUCUAUAUGGAAACGUAGCCAUGAUUCGUUAUUUCACAAACGUUUCCGGCUACAGUGGAGUAGCUGUGUGUGGUGAGAAACCGUAUUUUGUGUUUCUAACAUCUCGCGGAGAACUUCGUAGUCACCGUUUGUAUGGUAAAACCAUCGUUAAGGGGUUUGCUCCUUUUAACAACGUAAACUGUCCAAACGGCUUUCUGUACUUCGAUGAACAUUACGAGCUGAAAAUCGCCGUUUUUCCGGGUUACCUUUCGUACGACUCUAUUUGGCCGGUGAGGAAAAUCCCACUGCGAAGCUCGCCGAAGCAAAUUGUCUAUCACAAGGAGAACCGGGUUUACUGUGUGGUAAUGGACACCGAAGAGAUCUGCAACAAGUAUUACCGAUUCAACGGCGAAGAUAAGGAGCUGACCGAGGAGAACAAAGGCGAACGGUUUCUAUACCCGAUGGGGCACUCCUUUUCGGUGGUCCUUGUAACACCUGCGGCCUGGGAAAUCAUCCCAGAGACGGCGAUCAAUUUGGAGGAGUGGGAACACGUCACGGCACUGAAAAAUGUCAGCUUGCCGUACGAGGGGGCUCGGUCCGGUUUGAAGGAGUACAUUGCGGUAGGCACGAACUACAACUACAGCGAGGAUAUUACCUCCCGCGGUCGGUUGCUUCUAUACGACAUCAUUGAGGUCGUUCCGGAACCGGGGAAACCGCUGACAAAGUACAAAUUCAAGGAAGUGAUAGUGAAAGAGCAGAAAGGUCCCGUGUCGGCGAUCACUCAUGUUUCCGGUUUCUUGGUAGGCGCCGUGGGUCAGAAAGUAUAUCUGUGGCAGUUGAAGGAUGACGAUCUUGUCGGAGUGGCCUUCAUCGAUACGAACAUCUACGUGCACCAGAUGAUGUCGAUCAAAUCUUUAAUUCUGGUGGCGGAUGUUUAUAAAUCGGUGAACUUGCUGCGUUUCCAGGAGGAAUACCGUACGCUGUCACUGGUCUCACGUGAUUUUCAGCCGCUGAAUGUAUACCAAAUCGAGUACAUUGUCGACAACCACAAUCUGGGCUUCCUAGUGUCCGAUGAGCAGUGCAAUCUCAUCACCUACAUGUAUCAACCAGAAUCACGGGAAUCGAUCGGCGGUCAACGUUUACUGCGGAAGUGUGAUUACCAUGUAGGUCAGAAGAUUAAUACCAUGUUUCGCGUACAGUGCGAUUACCACGAAAGUGAUUCAUCGAAACGCAACCUGAACUACGAUUACAAGCACACCACAUAUUUUGCCACACUGGACGGAGGACUGGGGUUCGUUCUACCGCUGCCGGAGAAAACCUACCGUCGGCUAUUCACGUUGCAAAACGUUCUCAUGACACACAGCCCGCAUUUAUGCGGAUUGAAUCCGAAGUCGUUCAGAACAAUCAAAACCGUUCGCAAAACGAUCAACCCGGCCCGCUGCGUAGUGGACGGCGAUCUUCUGUGGACUUUCCUGACGCUGCCAGCUAACGAAAAAGUAGAGGUUGCCAAGAAAAUCGGUACGCGAAUCGAUGAAAUUUGCGCCGAUCUGAUGGAGAUAGAAGCCGUUACGCAUACUUUCUAACUCAGUUUUAUUUCCUAUUAUACUAUGUAUAAUACAAAACAACAAAAAAACAACGCUUUACAAACAGCAAACAACUGGUUUUUCGGUAAGUAACACAUCUAGUAGGUACAAGUGAUGACUUUCCUCAAGGUUUGUGAAUAUCCAUAUCGCUCAUGCACGGUUGUUCCUCAACACCGGCUUCAACAAAAUCCUGGUAUGGAAUCAAAUCUUCGUACGGCGGCACGUCCAACAUGCUGUCGCGCACUUGCUCAACGUCUCGGAAAACGCGCAGCAAAUUCAGACCCGCCAGCUUUUGCAACUCAUCUCUGGUCCAGGGCUCGAAGGUAGUGCCGUUUCGAAAAACACCGUCAGCCAGAAUGUCGAACAAAUCCGGAUACUUGGACACAUCGUCCAAACCAUCGGGGCUGCUUUCGAUU
Wyeomyia smithii (pitcher-plant mosquito) is the source of this 4847-nucleotide messenger RNA. RefSeq names its product cleavage and polyadenylation specificity factor subunit 1 (gene CPSF1). Bases 160 to 4431 code for a protein of 1423 amino acids. The transcript is spliced from 6 exons. Gene Ontology annotation, molecular function: nucleic acid binding; protein binding. Gene Ontology annotation, cellular component: mRNA cleavage and polyadenylation specificity factor complex; nucleus. Lineage: Eukaryota; Metazoa; Arthropoda; Insecta; Diptera; Culicidae. The record is from RefSeq and is a predicted model, not a curated record.